GGUCCAGGAAAACAACAAGCUGACCCAAGAAAGAUUUGUGGUCCGUGAGUCCGGUUGUACUUAUACUAUCAUGAAGUGGGCUUGUUUCCUCUGCCUUCUUGGAUGCUUGCUUGUGGUUGAAGAAGUUGUACCUGCCGCUGCCACCAAACGAUUUCGGGAUGUGAUGACUCGAGGCAGAGCUUCUUCCCAUAUCACAUUCCAUAGGAGGCUCAGUGGUUGGUCUUCGGAUCACAAUAACUGGAAUGAAAAGCUUUACCCUUACUGGGAAGACGGGGAUGCCAGAUGGGAGAACUGCUGGAAAGGGGGGAAGGUCCUGGCAAGUUUGACCAGUGAUAGCCCAGCUCUGGUGGGAUCCAAUGUGACCUUCAGUGUGAAUCUGAAGUUCCCCAGAUGCCAAAAAGAAGACAAUGACAGCAACAUCAUAUAUGAUAGAAACUGCAAAAAUAGUAAGUAAUAGCUACACUCCACAUUUUUAUUCCCCAUUCAGACCAGCAAUAGACUCUAGGGAUUUCCCCCCUUCCUUUUAAAUUUGAGUGAGUAUACACAUAUAGGGGGAAAUAUUAACUGCACACACAACAGCAGCCACAAUAUGUUCCCUGAUGGAAGACCUUUCCCACACCAUCAUGACUGGAGGAGAAGAAACUUCGUGUAUAUGUUUCAUACACUUGGGCAGUACUACCAAAAGACAGGAGGCUCUUCAGCCAUUGUUUCCAUUAACACAACAAAUAUCACUCUUGGCAGCCACAUUAUGGAAGUAUCAAUUUACAGAAGAGGUUUUCGGUCAUAUGUACCAGUAACAACUGCAAGUGCUGUUUAUGUGGUAACAGAUACUAUCCCCUUACAUGUGACCAUGACUCAGAAGAAUGAUCGCAAUGCUUCAGACCAUAUCUUCAUCAAGGACAUCCCUAUUACAUUUGAAGUCCGUGUUCAUGACCCCAGCCACUACCUGAACCACUCUGUUGUUUCCUACCACUGGGAUUUUGGAGAUGGCAGUGGCUCUUUUGUUUUCAGUGAUCCUGUUUCAAUGCACACAUAUACACUCGUGGGAAAUUUCAGCCUUAACUUGACUGUUGAAGCUAUUAUACCUGCCCCUUGUGGACCUGUGACACCUCCUCCACCAUUCCCCACCUUCCCAGCGUUAACGACUAAAGUGGCUCCUAAUGUGACAACUCCUCGCUUUGAUAGUUUAAUGGAACUUCCAAGAAGAGGGACUGCUGAAGGGUGCCAUAUUACCCGAUACGGACAGUAUCAAUCGUCUCUCUCCAUUGCAGAGGGGAUCCUUGGGAUAAAUAUUAUCCAAAUGACAAGUAUCCAGGGGGCAGCUGCUCAAAUGGAGAACUCCAUGGUUGAUUUUGUGGUAACCUGUCAAGGAAG
Messenger RNA from Gekko japonicus, 1374 nucleotides. It is a transcript of the gene GPNMB, whose product is annotated as glycoprotein (transmembrane) nmb. Gene Ontology annotation, molecular function: integrin binding. Gene Ontology annotation, biological process: cell adhesion. The record is from RefSeq and is a predicted model, not a curated record. Lineage: Eukaryota; Metazoa; Chordata; Lepidosauria; Squamata; Gekkonidae.